Messenger RNA from Pteronotus mesoamericanus, 774 nucleotides. RefSeq names its product ferritin heavy chain-like. The record is from RefSeq and is a predicted model, not a curated record. The coding region runs from base 1 to 774 and encodes 257 amino acids. Gene Ontology annotation, molecular function: ferrous iron binding; ferric iron binding. The transcript has a single exon. Gene Ontology annotation, cellular component: cytoplasm. Gene Ontology annotation, biological process: iron ion transport; intracellular iron ion homeostasis. Lineage: Eukaryota; Metazoa; Chordata; Mammalia; Chiroptera; Mormoopidae.
AUGGGGUCACUCCAACCAACCCGCCGCAGCCGCCGCCACCACAGCCACUGCAGAGGCGUGCCCCGCAGGUCCCGCCACCGCGCUGCCUUGGCCUUGAUGGCUACACCUGAGCGUCCAGUCCUGACUGUCGCACCACCUGCACCAAGGCCUCCAGCCGUGAUGACCGCAUCGCCCGCACCUGAGCCUGCAGCCGUGAUGACCGCGUCGCCCGCACCUGGGCCUGCAACCGCGAUGAUGACCUCGCUCUGGGAACUACAACAGGGCUACUUCCUUAACUGCCAGGUCGGCGUCAACAACCAGGUCAACCUGGAACUCUAUACGGCCUACAUGUACAGGUCCGUGGCCUCGUAUUUCGAUGGCAGCAACAUCGCCUUGAGCGAAAUCACCGAGGUCUUCCAGGGCCAGUCCACAGAGCAGAUGGCGCCCGCCGAGCGGCUGAUGUGGCAGCCCAACCAGCAAGGAGGCGUUGCCCACCUGCACGACCUCAACAACGCGGUCGGAAACAACUGGCACAGCAUGCCAACGGCCACGGAGUGUGCCCUGUGCCUGGCAAUGAGUGCCAACCAGAGCCUGCUUGACCUACAGCAGCCAGCCACGGCAAACAACGACGGCCACCUGUCCAGUGUCCUGCAGCAGAAUCCCCUGCGUGAGCAGCUGACCUCCAUACAGCAGCUGGGGCAAGAUAUUACCUUCUCGUCUAGGCCUGUACACCCCGAAGUCACACUGGCAGAAUACCUCCGUGACAGGCUCCGCCUGGAAGACAGAAAGAACUGA